Messenger RNA from Saccostrea echinata, 1606 nucleotides. RefSeq names its product ciliary microtubule inner protein 4-like. Lineage: Eukaryota; Metazoa; Mollusca; Bivalvia; Ostreida; Ostreidae. The transcript is spliced from 3 exons. Bases 12 to 1358 code for a protein of 448 amino acids. The record is from RefSeq and is a predicted model, not a curated record.
GUGCACUGAGGAUGACAGUUGCAAUGGAAACACAGCACCUUCCCGCAGUAAGGGUACUGUCAGCACCAACACAAAGUAAAAAAACAGAAGCAAUGCCCAAACACACUCUCUUUGGCACUGCUCUGGAGGUCUUUGACCCAGAGGAGCGUGAGGCAAUAAAAAAUAUUGACCUUGAAACCCACAGAGUACCAAGUGGCCGCAAAUAUAUUCAGCGUUAUAUGGUUCCUGAAUUUGUAAAAAAUCACUUAAAAGGGAAAAGACUUUUCAUUGAGAAAACUAAGAAAGAUAUAGAAAAACAGAAAUCUGCAGUAGAGUCUGCUAGGAAAUCUCUACAAGAAAGAGAAGAAGAGGCCAAGAAGUUUGAAAUGGAUGUAUAUGAAGGAAUGAGGGAUGGGGAUCCAACCCCAAGACAAAAGAUUCUGAUGACAAUGGAGGCCUCAAACAUGCUAAAGGAAAUGAAUAGAGUUGGGCUCAAUGAAAGAAACAGUUACAACAGAGAUAAAUAUGGCCGAAAGCCAAGUGUUCACAGUUACAGUCUGAUGGGAGACGUCAUGCGUCCAAGAAAUAUGGACCUUCCAAGCAGGAGGGAGAACUCGAACUACUCACAGCACAAAAAGGAAAAAAUUGAGACAGUUCUCCCACUAGGACCCCAGGAUUCUAAUCAAUCUGCAAAUGGGUCAAGGCCUGCCUCAAGAAGAAGCUUAGCUGUCGAUUUGCCGGAAAAUAUCCGCCAUCAGUUUGGAAGCAAAAUCUGCGAAUCUUUACUUAAUGAUGAAAAAGUGGUUGAAAGAACCAUGCAGAAACAGAAAGAAGACAAAGAGGCUGCUUACAGAGUGCGGAAACCACUUUCAGUUCCAACCAUAGACAAAAAUUUAAAACCAGAGUACGAACAGUUAGGAAAUUUUAUGAGGAUGAAUGUGUUCCCUGGUUACAACGUUAAUCACAAAAUCAGCACAACAAAGUCAACAUUUACAGAUUCUGUUCACCUACAGCGGGUUCCCGACCCAGACAAAUGGCGCUACCAACGGGAUGAAUUAAGUACAUGGGCUGAAUUCAACAUUUUGAAUGAACGUAUGAAAAAGAGUUGGAACGAUUAUUUCACCAACCUUCCCAAAGCCGAGGCAAACUGGAAUAGAAAUGCUGCACCAAAACCAAAACCUGCACCCAAUCCUACUAAACAGAAACCAGUUAAAAAGAAACCAACUCAAAAACAAGAAAACCCUGCAAAACCGGAAUUUGAAGAGGUAGUCUUUGAAACACCCCCUAUUACUCCCCCUCCUGAUCAAGGGACAGUAAAACUGGCCCCUACAAAAGACAAUGAAUUUUGGGAUUUUUAUGAUAAAGGAGGGAAAAAAUAAUUUUUACUCUUUUUGAUAAAUGAAAAUCUGUGAUAAAAUAUUGUUUUUCUUUAUUUUUAAUGUUACAUGUACUUUCAUUUGUUAUAUAUCAUGCAGUCAUUUUGAGAUUAUAUGUGUGCAUGUACCUGUAUUAAUUUAAAGAUAUUGUUUGCCUAUAGUAUUAAGUGAGAGCAAGGCAAUAUUGGUGUUAUAAUUUCUUAUCAAUAUAUAUAUAUCUUUUGAUUUUUUUAUUGUUGUCAGCAUAUACC